UAGGGACCGUGGAUCACGGUGACCCGUCUGGGAGCGAAUCCGCUAGUGGGGAACUCUCUGUGCCCUCCGCUUCGCCUCGCUGCAGCACUUCCUCCCCCCUCGUCUUCUCCGCUGGCCUACCCCGAUCCAGUCGCCACGGCUACCGCCUCUCCCAGUUUCCACCUGUACGUCAUUCCCUGUAGGCGCCGCCGUCCGCUGCACGUUCCACCACCUCUACCCCCGUCCACGGUGGCCAUCGCCUAGGCCCCACCUCAUUGUCCUCCUCUUGGGCGGCCGCCGGCGCCUCCGCCGUUGCUCCCAUGGCGUUAGGGUCGAACGGUCCCGGGAGAGCCGACUGCUGACUGAAGCCCGAGCGCAGGUGUUUUCUUGCCCGGUGGAACUGAGGCCCGCCACCUGUUCGACGGAAUGCCGAAGAGGCGCAGGACCAGCGAGGAGGCGACCGAUGCGAGCGGCGAGGAUCUCAUCAGCGCCCUGCCUGACGCCGUCCUCCAGGUCGUGCUGUCCUUUCUGCCCUCGGACGAGACAGUGCGGACGUGCGUGCUCGCUCGGCGCUGGCGCCACCUCUGGAAGUCCACACCCGCCCUACGCAUCAUCCAGGGUGUUGUGAUGUACUGGAAUGCCGAGGAGAUGAAUAACUUCGUGAACUACCUUCUACUCUUCCGCGACCGCUUGCCCUUGGAUGAAUGUGAGAUCAGUUACACCAAUCCCUAUGGCCUUGCCAAUGAGGAAUACAGUGAGAUAUUCCGGUUUGCUAAUAUGUGGAUCCGCUAUGCCGUGUCGCUCUGCCAAGCUCAGGUGCUCAAAGUCUGCAUCCGCAAUGUGCCCGUCUAUCUGAUGUGUGGCAAUUCGACUCUCAUGUCACAGUUUCUCAGGAGGGCGGAGCUUACAGGUGUGAAUAUGUGGAAACAUUCACUAGACUUCUCAAGCUGCCCUGCAUUGGAGCAUCUGAAUCUGUGCUCUUCAGCAAUUUAUGGCCCCAAGAUCUCAUCCCAAUCAGUGAGACGUCUAAGCAUCACUCAAUGUGAAUUCAAUGUGAACACUGGUUCCCGCAUAUGUAUUUCUGCCCCAUGUCUUGUAUACUUGCAACUAGCUGAUGUUUUUGGGACUGCUCCUCUGCUUGAGAGAAUGCCGUUGUUGGUAACAGCAUUUAUCAGGCUUGGUCACGGUGGUUUUGGUACCUGUACACAUGAAGCUUACGGGGAUUGUGAUGAAUGUUUUCCCUAUGGUGGCUCCUUUAAUUAUCGUGACAGCAAUGACUCUGUGCUUCUACAAGGCUUGUCAGGCACCACCAGUUUAGAGUUGACGACUAUUGAUCCUGAUGUGUUCACUUUCAGAAAGGAUUUGAAACAGUGCCCUACAUUUAGUAUGCUCAAGACAUUAUUACUCAAUGAGUGGUGUGUAGCGGCUGACUUUGGUGCACUAGUUAACUUUCUUCAGUGCACGCCAAUUCUGGAGAAACUUAUUAUUCAACUUCGACUUGAAAAGCUUCCGAGAGAGAAUUCUAUGAUAGAAACGUAUGAAAGCUAUAACCCAGCAGUACAGUUGGUAUUGAAGCAUCUCAAGGAAGUAGAAAUCAAAUGUCAUAAGGAAGACGAGGUGGUUUGCCAGAUUGUGAAGAUCUUGAGUACCUUUGGAGUACUUUCUGAUCAAAUUGACAUCCAAGUUAUCCAAAAGGCAUAUGUUUCUGGAAGUUUCAGCUUCGAGCAGACUGAGAUCCUGGAUUGAUGAUGGAUCUUCAGUCUCCUGAUCGCUUGGGCACCUGUCUACUACAGCUAUGAGUUUGUGGCCUUCUGAUCUGGAUGUUCUAGCAGUCUUGCUUUAUCUGAACCUUGCGUUCUGAGUGAGUACCAGGACGUCCAUGUUAGCUCAGGAUCACUAUGCUGGUUAAAAUUGGUCUCAAGUUCGUUUGCAUUUGGUGUGGGUGUCCGUUAUGCAAUGGUUGCCCUUGGAAACAUGGUUGAUGGGCUUCAAAGUGUUGUUUGUUAUCUGUCCUUGGAUUAGUUCGGCAGACGUUCCGAACGGUCUGAGUUUAUGUCACCAACUUGCUUAUUAUCAGCUCCGCUUC
Molecule: messenger RNA, 2065 nt
Organism: Triticum dicoccoides
Lineage: Eukaryota; Viridiplantae; Streptophyta; Magnoliopsida; Poales; Poaceae
Product: F-box/FBD/LRR-repeat protein At5g22660-like
Exons: 4
Coding region: 406-1725 (439 amino acids)
Molecular function (GO): protein binding
Source: RefSeq, a predicted model, not a curated record